Molecule: messenger RNA, 730 nt
Organism: Stegodyphus dumicola
Lineage: Eukaryota; Metazoa; Arthropoda; Arachnida; Araneae; Eresidae
Product: endothelin-converting enzyme 1-like
Biological process (GO): protein processing
Cellular component (GO): plasma membrane
Molecular function (GO): metalloendopeptidase activity
Source: RefSeq, a predicted model, not a curated record
AGCUGAUUAUCUCAUGUUACGCGUUAUUAUGGAUAAUAUGGACGACAUGAGCUUCAUCUUAAGACUAGUGCUGCAAGAGAGCUUCGAGGGUCAAGCGCAAACGCCAUUCAAGUAUAAUCUGAAUAAGUGGAAGCACUGCGUAGGAUGGAUCUCUUUGUACAUGCCCUACGCUUUAGGGGUGGAAUAUGUGUCCAAAUUCCUUCCUAAGCGGAAACUAAAAAAGAUUGGUAAAAUCGUUCGCACCUUUAUAAACGAAGCAGCUGACUAUACGAUGAGCCAAGAAUGGAUUGAAGAAGACGCACGAUUACUAUUAAGCCAUCAGAUACGCAACAUGACAAGCAACUUAAAUUCUCAUGUAGAAAGCCUUGCUAAUGAAACGGCAGCAAAUCACAAGUACUCGGAGUUUUCUAUGGAAUUGGUGCCUGGGGAUCCAGUGCCGGGGAUUUGGUCAGGUUGAGGAACAAACUCGAUGCGAUACAGAGGAGCUGGUGCUUAAUGAUUACAAGAUGUUUCCGUACUGUCUCAACUGAGGUGCUCUGCGUUCUAGCCGGCACGCCGCCUCUUUCAAUUUUAUAUAAAUUAUAUUUUGAAAAAUUUUUGUUCAGAACUGGUAGACUUGAUUUUAAAUUGUAUAAAGAUAUUUUGAUUACAAGGCAUAUGUUUGAAAGAAUUAAUAAUAUUUUGGUACAUCCUUCUGAUUUAUGUGUUUUUGAAUUUGAUUGUAAACUCC